AAUACAGAAAAAAUCUAAAUCAAUCAACAAUGUCAAAAAUGUCCGGAAAGCGGUUUAAGAAGAAAACUGGCACAAAAUCUGCCAAAAAUCUACCAAAAACUGAUUUGGACUGGUUGUCGAAAAACACACAUUUCUCCCCCGCCAAUAUUGUGGAGUGGCAUAAGGGAUUCCUGGAUGAUUGCCCGGAUGGUCGAAUGAACAGGGAUAAAAUGAAGGAAAUGUUUAAUGCCAUAACUCCUCAGGAUGCUGAUGGCGAGGGUAAGUCUGGAGAACAGUUUCUGGAUCAGCUCUUCAGAAUAUUUGAUAAGGAUGGAGAUGGAAGUAUCGAUUUUAAGGAGUUUAUGAUUGCUACAGAUAUGACAAGUAGAGGGGAUCCAGAGGAAAAGUUGAGAUGGGCAUUCAGAAUGUACGAUAAGGAUGGAUCAGGAGAGAUUGAGAUGGGAGAGAUGGUGGAAAUAUUCUGCCUUAUGUACUCUAUACAGGGAUAUACGGAGGAGGAGGCCACAGAGAGGGCUGAGAAGAUAUUCAAGAGCCUAGACAAUAACGGAGAUGGAACUUUGGAGGAGGAGGAGUUUAUAAAGGGUUGUCUGGCAGAUGAAGAGCUACUGGAGUUGUUAAAUGCUGGCGGAAUUGGCGGAGGUUCACAGUAAAUCCUAUUGUGGUAAUUUACACACACUUGUAUGCCGAUUACAUAUUAGCGCCUAAACCAAUCAGGGUUUUGCCAUGUGUUUGUUGUCUAUUCUGAACCAAUAGAAAUGGUAUGGCGGUAAUAUCUAUCUUGCUAUCUAUCUCAGUAUCCAAUUAGAGAUAUGAAUUCUUUUAAUCGGCACUAACAGUAAAUGGAAAUAAUUACUUCUACUGAAUAAAUAGUCUUUUUCCAUGCA
This is a messenger RNA of Eurytemora carolleeae, 884 nucleotides long. Its product is annotated as neuronal calcium sensor 2. Gene Ontology annotation, molecular function: calcium ion binding. Bases 30 to 650 code for a protein of 206 amino acids. The transcript has 9 exons. The record is from RefSeq and is a predicted model, not a curated record. NCBI's taxonomy places the organism in Eukaryota, Metazoa, Arthropoda, Copepoda, Calanoida, Temoridae.